UUAUCAAGAGCCGCUGCUGCUGGGGGUUCUUUUAGUGACCUUCCACAUAUACAGUACCACUCUUAAAAUUAUAAAUAUACAUAUAUAAAUUACUUAAAUAAAAAUAGUGUGAAUAUAAAAAUAAUUAAAAUAUCUAAUUCUAUAUUAAUAUUGUUCUUAUAUAGCUUCAAUAGGUUAAUGCAUCACUGUGCUCUUGUGGCUCCAGUAGUAAACAGCGCCAGGGUGUUAUAAUGUUGCUUGAUGUGGAUGGGAUGCAGGUGUAUUUCCCAUAUGAUUUCAUUUACCCCGAGCAGUACUCAUACAUGUUGGACCUGAAACGGACACUUGAUGCAAAGGGUCACUGUAUAUUGGAGAUGCCUUCAGGAACUGGGAAAACCAUUUCCCUUCUUGCAUUGAUCGUCUCUUAUCUCUUAGCGUAUCCUCAGAAUCUUACCAAACUCAUAUAUUGCUCCCGAACAAUUCCAGAGAUUGAAAAGGUAAUUGAGGAACUUCGGAAGCUGUUAGCAUACAUAGAGAAAGAAAAUGGAGAGCCAUGCAAUAUCACUGGUUUGGCUUUGUCUUCUAGGAAACAUCUUUGUAUCAAUCCUGAGGUCAAUAAGGCAAGAGAUGGCAAGUUGAUUGAUGGUGGCUGCCAUGCACUCACAGCCUCCUAUGUACGUUCCAGGGCUCAGCGGGAUGACACUAUACCUCAAUGUGACUUUUUUGAAAAAUUUGAUCUCCACGGUAGAGAGUUUCCUCUCCCUGCUGGAUGCUACAAUCUUGAUGACCUCCGAGAGUUUGGAAAUCAGAAAGGCUGGUGCCCCUAUUUUUUAGCCCGACAUGCUGUAGUGCAGGCAAAUGUUGUCGUGUACAGUUACCACUACCUAUUAGACCCUAAGAUUUCAGAAAUUGUAUCAAAAGAAAUGAAAAGGGAAGCUUGUGUCAUCUUUGAUGAAGCUCAUAAUAUAGAUAACAUUUGUGUAGAUUCAAUGAGCAUUAACAUCAACAGAAAAAUUUUGGACAAGGCUAAAACAUGUGUCACCAACCUUAAUGAACAUGUACAAAGGAUCAAGGUAUCUGAUAGUAACCGACUUCAGGAAGAAUAUAACAGACUAGUAGCAGGUCUUCGGCAGGCUGCCAGUCAACAAGAAAUUAUUGCUAACCCUAUUCUUCCAAAAGAUCUCUUAGAAGAAAAUGUCCCUGGAAAUAUUAGAACAGCAGAUUUCUUCAUAUCUUUCAUGCGUCGUUUAAUUGACUUCUUGAAAAUGCGCCUGACUGUGACACAUGCUGUUCAGGAAUCCCCAGCAGGCAUACUCAAAGACCUUAAAAACAGAGCUUUCAUUGAUCGUAAGCCAUUAAGGUUCUGCUCUGAACGUCUUUCUUCAAUUAUCCGUUCCUUAGAAUUGACAGAUAUCAGUGACCUUUCACCCUUAAUCGCUGUUGCUCAUUUUGCCACCUUAGUGUCCACGUACAUGCAGGGUUUUGUAGUAAUUAUAGAACCUUUUGAGGACAAGGCUCCAAAUAUUCCAAAUCCCAUAAUGUAUUUAAGAUGUCUUGAUUCGUCCAUUGCCAUCAAGCCAGUUUUCACAAAAUUUCAAUCAGUUGUGAUCACAUCUGGUACCCUGUCACCAUUGGAUAUGUAUCCUAAGAUCUUAGAUUUCCACCCAGUUAUUCAGAAUUCAUUCACCAUGACAUUGGCUCGGCCAUGUAUCCUCCCAAUGAUUGUGACAAAGGGCAACGAUCAAGUGGCUAUAUCGUCUAAAUUUGAGUCACGAGAUGAUCCUGCCGUUGUUCGUAAUUAUGGCAAACUUCUUGUAGAAAUGGCAAGAAGCGUACCUGAUGGAAUGGUGUGCUUCUUUACCUCAUACUUGUACCUGGAAAAUGUUGUUGCCACUUGGUAUGAUCAUGGCAUUAUAAGUGACCUGCAGAGACAUAAGUUGGUGUUCAUUGAAACACAAGAUGAUGCAGAAACUUCCCUUGCCCUCGUCAACUACAUGAAGGCCUGUGAUAGAGGACGAGGAGCUAUUCUUCUUGCUGUUGCGAGAGGGAAAGUGUCAGAAGGAAUAGAUUUUGACCACCAUUAUGGGCGAUGCGUCAUCAUGAUGGGCAUCCCUUUCAUGUAUACCCAGAGUCGAAUUCUGAAGGCCAGACUGGAGUAUUUGCGUGACCAAUUCAAUAUUCGAGAAAGUGACUUUCUGACUUUUGAUGCCAUGCGUCAUGCUGCUCAGUGUGUUGGACGAGUUAUGCGUGGAAAGACCGAUUAUGGUAUUAUGCUCUUCGCAGACAAACGUUUUGCUCGGGCAGAUAAGCGAAAUAAAUUGCCAAGAUGGAUCCAAGAACAUUUGGUAGAUAGUAAAUGCAACCUUUCUACAGAGGAAGCUGUGCAGGUAACAAGGCCGUGGCUAAGGCAGAUGGCUCAGCCGUUCACCCGAGAUGACCAGUUAGGAGUGUCUCUUCUCACUCUUGAACAACUGAACUCUGCAGAAAAUAUUGAGAAAGUUCAAAAGAGAGCACAGCAGUCCUUUUGAAGUGGAUUAAGAAAGACCUAUAUUUAUUUUAUAUCUGUAUGGUGAAACCUCCAGAUAACAGACUUUACUCUCCAUAUAAUCCAUUAGAUGGGGGUUUACCAUCUAACUGACCCUCAAUGUAAUGGAUUUUCUUCUCCAUAUAGUCCAUUGAAUAGACGAUUCAAUGUAACAACAACUGGAUAAAUUACUGUACUCGACUUACUUCAACUAAUAGGAAAACAACUGUUGUGGAAUAUACCUUUAUGUUGAGGUAAUAUUGUUGCAGUGAAAGACACUUAAUUCUAUUUUUUUACAAAGAAUUGCCACAUGUAUAUUUGUUAUAUACUGUAUGUACUGUUGAAUAAAACUGAUAGGAAUAUGGAAA
Molecule: messenger RNA, 2871 nt
Organism: Homarus americanus (American lobster)
Lineage: Eukaryota; Metazoa; Arthropoda; Malacostraca; Decapoda; Nephropidae
Gene: Xpd
Product: general transcription and DNA repair factor IIH helicase subunit XPD-like
Exons: 16
Coding region: 231-2507 (758 amino acids)
Biological process (GO): nucleotide-excision repair; positive regulation of mitotic recombination; transcription by RNA polymerase II
Cellular component (GO): nucleus
Molecular function (GO): DNA helicase activity; damaged DNA binding; hydrolase activity, acting on acid anhydrides, in phosphorus-containing anhydrides
Source: RefSeq, a predicted model, not a curated record